Messenger RNA from Melampsora larici-populina 98AG31, 1035 nucleotides. RefSeq lists its product as uncharacterized. The transcript is spliced from 5 exons. Gene Ontology annotation, biological process: intracellular manganese ion homeostasis. Lineage: Eukaryota; Fungi; Basidiomycota; Pucciniomycetes; Pucciniales; Melampsoraceae. Gene Ontology annotation, cellular component: fungal-type vacuole membrane. The record is from RefSeq and is a predicted model, not a curated record. The coding region runs from base 1 to 1035 and encodes 344 amino acids. Gene Ontology annotation, molecular function: manganese ion transmembrane transporter activity; iron ion transmembrane transporter activity.
AUGCCUAUCAAACGAAAACCAUCAUCUAAUCGAGUCAAUCCAGAUGAUCCUCAGCCUCCAUCCGUAUGGGCAUAUACUAACGAGGAAUCGAACCAGAAUGAUGAGCGACCCUCCUCCGCACUCUCUGUUACCCCUACAUUGGACAAAUGUGACAAACAUAAAAGACCACAAGCAAUCUGUUGUCGAGAUCUCAAGGGUGAUGACGAUCGUCAUCUUAUCGAUCCUGAUAUCGUUCGUGAUAUCAUCAUCGGUCUUAGUGAUGGCCUUACUGUGCCGUUUGGAUUGACCGCUGGAUUGUCAUCUCUCGGAUCGUCUCGUUUGGUCGUAGUAGGAGGUAUUGCCGAGCUCAUCUCAGGUGCAAUUUCGAUGGGAGUAGGUGGAUACCUUGCGAGCGAGGCAGAACGUGACCAUUUUCGUUAUCUUCAACGCACUACCCGUGAACGAGUGGCACGAUCUUGCUCUGGUGAAAUGGAACGAGAAGUACACGAAGUGUUAGGACCUAUUGGAUUAGAUGAAUCUAUUUCUCGAACUGUGACUGGUGCACUUUUAAGAGUUGAAGCUGAGAUGAAUGAAGUUAAUGAACCUAUCCAAUCGGAAAGUUGGCUUCGUCAAUUGAUGAAGAUUGUGGCUCGUAAACCUAAGAGUAACGCUUCGAGUGAACCAGGUCCUAGUCAACUAAGAUGGGCUAACGAUGUAGGAGUGACAGCCUUUUUGCUUAAAUUUGGGGAAGGAUUGGAAGAAGUACCAGAGAGUCGAUUGUACAUCUCUGCACUUACUAUUGGAACUGCGUAUUUCAUUGGUGGCCUUGUACCUAUGGCACCAUACUUCUUCAUUGAUUCUGCACAGAUUGCACUUUACUGGAGUAUUGGAAUCAUGUUUAUCACCUUACUGAUAUUUGGUAUCUUUAAGGCAUAUUUUACUGGUGCGAAGAUUGGUUUCUUUGGAUACUUGAAAGCUAGUUCAGCUACAAUUGUAGUAGGAGGAUCAGCUGCAGCAGCCAGUUGGUUAAUUGUUAAAGCUUUAGAGAAGCCAUAG